This is a messenger RNA of Gastrolobium bilobum, 384 nucleotides long. RefSeq lists its product as uncharacterized. Bases 1 to 384 code for a protein of 127 amino acids. The transcript has a single exon. Lineage: Eukaryota; Viridiplantae; Streptophyta; Magnoliopsida; Fabales; Fabaceae. The record is from RefSeq and is a predicted model, not a curated record.
AUGGAAAAUCGUUUGUCGACGUUGGAGGAAAAGCUUACGCUAUGGUUCACUAAUAGCGAAGAACGUUCAAGACGUUUGCAGGAAGGAAUCGAACACCGUUUUCGUCAAUCCAAAUCGGUACAAGAAGAUCUGCGAAGGAUUAUUAAUGGAAUGAUUCUGGAUCGAGGUCGAACCGGUGAUAAUGGGGGGUUAGGAGGUUCCAAUGGAGAAUCCAAUGGAACGAAUGGAGGUCCAACUGGUAAUGGAGGCUCAAUCGGAGCUGGUGGUCCGAACGGUGGUGGUUGCGCUGGCAGCGCGGACGGAGGGAUCGUUGGAGGGAAUACGGGAAACAACGAAAAUUUCGUGCGAAAACUGGAGUUACCUCUAUUAUGUCAAGUGGAGUAA